This is a messenger RNA of Eimeria necatrix, 789 nucleotides long. Its product is annotated as SAG family member. The transcript has 4 exons. Bases 1 to 789 code for a protein of 262 amino acids. Lineage: Eukaryota; Apicomplexa; Conoidasida; Eucoccidiorida; Eimeriidae. The record is from RefSeq and is a predicted model, not a curated record.
AUGCUCCAUUGGAGCCUACCAUCACUUCUCAGCACUUUGUUCUUGGUGCUGAGCGGCUCAACUGAAGGAAGCCCACCGGCAGCUGGCCCAACGAUCAAGUACACUGCAAGUCUCGGGGGAGAUGUCGAGUGCCUUAGCGAGGUCAAUGCUGCGCGUGAAGCUGCUGGGCUGCCCAGCUUCACAACAGCAUCGGACGGCAAUGAAUUAACUGCUCCGGGCGGAACAGAUCUAGAGGAGGGCAGCGAGUGGAAAAAAGUCUGCACACAUUUGAUUCCGACGGAAGCAACAGAAGCAAUUGCUGGGUCGACUACAGCGAAUCCUUUUCAAGACGGAACAUAUGCUUUCAAGUCCCUAACUGCUGCGAAGCCUGACUGCAAGGAAACAGUUGAUUACUGGAAGGCAGCCUACAAAAACUUCACUGGACUACCACCAUCAAAAGCUGAAGAUGAAAACCUUUACAAAAAUCAAGACAACGUUUCUUUUGUAGCCCUCUACAACCCUUCUACUGGUGCCACUGCAGACUGCCGAGUCGUCACUUGCACUCAAACGACUACCACUAGUACAGACGAUGAAACGGAGUCAAGUUAUGCGGCAGGCAACACUGCAAAAAGUGGAUAUGCGUUGAUUUGCAAGACGAUGCCUGCUGCAUUUGGAACUGGCAGCUCUGCGCCAUUCACGCAAGAGCAGUGGGACGGGAUCGUAUCUUCUCUCACAGGUUCCGCAUCGAUAGCAGUUCCAAGCUUUGUUGCUCUUGCCAUUGUGACAUUCGGCAUUACGACUUUAUUGUGA